Messenger RNA from Paramormyrops kingsleyae, 1050 nucleotides. Its product is annotated as neurogenic differentiation factor 4-like. The record is from RefSeq and is a predicted model, not a curated record. Gene Ontology annotation, cellular component: nucleus. Gene Ontology annotation, molecular function: E-box binding; DNA-binding transcription factor activity, RNA polymerase II-specific; protein dimerization activity. Gene Ontology annotation, biological process: axon development; camera-type eye development; positive regulation of transcription by RNA polymerase II. NCBI's taxonomy places the organism in Eukaryota, Metazoa, Chordata, Actinopteri, Osteoglossiformes, Mormyridae.
AUGAUGACCAGGCCAUAUGGGGACCCAGGAGACGUGAAAGACCUCAUGAGCUCUCUGGCAUGGAUGGAUGAAGACGUGAGCUCCCAGGAUGGAGAUGCAAUCCCAGUGAUGAGACUGUAUGAGUCUGGGGAUAAAACAGGGGAGGAGCUGGGGAGCGACGAUUUGGAGGAAGAGGAUGGGGAGGACGAGGAAGAGGGUGGACUGGUGGAAGGAGAGAAGACACAGAAAAGACGGGGACCCAAAAGGAAGAAGAUGACCAAGGCGCGCCUGGAGAGGUUACGCACGCGUCGCGUGAAAGCCAACGCUCGGGAGCGAUCGCGCAUGCACGGCCUGAACGACGCGCUGGAGAACCUGCGCAGCGUCAUGCCCUGCUACUCCAAGACUCAAAAGCUGUCCAAGAUCGAGACCCUGCGACUGGCCCGCAACUACAUCUGGGCCCUGUCUGAGGUGCUAGAGGGCGACCAGUCCACCAGGAGCCACAGCUUUCUGGAGACGCUGUGCAAGGGCCUCUCGCAGCCCACUAGCAACCUGGUGGCCGGCUGUCUGCAGCUGGGUCAGCUGCCAGUGCUGCCGGAGGGGCCUAGCGGUGACCAGCGUGCGCUAACUGUGCUAGCAGAGUCCAGGCCACGAGCGCUAACCUUCCGCUAUCCCUCUUUAAGCCUGCCCAGCCCUCCCUACGGCUCCAUGGAAGCCCCCCACCCCCUGAACUGUGCCGUGUACCAGAGCCCCUCCCCAAACGCACACUCUGGCAGCACUCCCCCUUACGAAGGAGCCCUCACGCCGCCACUCAGCAUUUGCAGCAGCUUCUCCCUGAAACAGGAGGUGUCCCCCCAGGAUCCAGAGAGGAGCCGUGGCCUGCAUCCGUCCCAUGCUGCCCGCUACCUGGCCCGGCAGCCCUCCCAGCCUGCCUUUCUGCCGAGUGCAGCCGCGGUUCGGGACCAGGCGGCCUAUCAGACGCCAUGCUUCGAGCUGACGCUGGACGUGCCCUUUGACCCCUACGGCUCGCCCCACGCCGUCACACCACAGAUGCAAACUGUUUUCGAUGAUUGA